GCGACGCCCGGUAGUUUGACUUGUUUUUCGGUUGGGCUCUCGGCGUCUGCGGCUCUGAGCGGCGUGGGAAAGGACAGCAUGAACUUUACCCCGAUGCAAUCCCCUGUCUGCAGAAAGCUGACGGCUCUCCCCAAGCAUGAAGCUGCCGGUGGCUUCAGUGGCCCCACCAGGUGGAAGGGGGUGUCUUUCUCCGAUUCCGUGCAGUCAACUCCCUUGCCUUCAGUGGAAGAUCGUCUGGCCGUCCUCUGCCAUUCUCAGGAGCUUCUAGAAUAUUACCAGAAGAUGAUGUCUGAGUGUGAGGCAGAAAACGAGGGCCUGUUGAAGAAGCUGGAGCUGUACAGAGAGGCCUGCGAAGGGCAGCAUAAACUUGAAUGGGAUUUGCAGCAGAGGGAGGACGAGAUUGCUGAGCUGCAGAAAGCUCUAAGCGACAUGCAGGUCUGCCUCUUCCAGGAGCGGGAGCAUGUCUUACGCCUCUACUCAGAAAACGACCGACUGAGAAUCAGGGAGCUAGAAGACAAGAAAAAGAUUCAGAAUCUCUUGGCUCUUGUGGGAACAGACACUGGAGAAGUGACCUAUUUUUAUAAGGAGCCUCCCAACAAAGUCAGCAUUCUCCAAAAGACUAUCCAAGCUGUAGAAGUAAGUGAACAGAAUGAAUCUUCAGCUUUCAGAGCAGAUUCUAAAGGCAGCAGGAGAAAACCAGCAGUGAGACAGAAGGAGGAGAGUGCCCAGCUGCACCAGAGGGACGUGCAGACCCUCAUCCUGCAGGUGGAAGCGCUGCAGGCCCAGCUGGAGGAGCGGAGCAGGCUCUCGCAGGAGCAGGUGGCAGGGCUCGUGGAGGAGCGGCGGAUCCACAUGGAGGAAGUGCAGGCUCACCAGCAGAGGGAUCGGGAGAGAGUCGCAGAGCUCACCAGAAAUCUCCAUCACACCAAGGAACUGCUCUAUGAGAGCACCAAAGACUUUUUGCAACUCAAAUUUGAAAACCAAAAUAAGGAGAAGUCCUGGAUGCUUGAAAAGGAUCAUUUGAUGUCAAAGAUUAAGCAAUACAGGGUGCAGUGUAAGAAGAAAGAAGAUAAAGUUGGAAAAGUUUGGCCAGUUCAUGAGAGUCAUUACAACCAAAAUGAAUACAUUAAGUCCCUGAAGGAAAAGAUAGUACAAGAGAAAAAGCUGUCCAGCAUGUACCAAGAGCAGUGCAUUUCCCUAGAAGAACAACUUGCCCAAAUUCGUGAGGAGGAGGGAGUGAGGAGAGAGAUCUUUAAGGAUCGCACCAACAAGAUGGGGAGGCGUCUACAGGUCAUGACGAAACGCUACGAGGCCUUGGAGAACCGACGUGUCUUGGAAGUAGAAGGCUUUAAGACGGAUAUUAAGGCUCUCAAGCAAAAACUGAAGGACUUGGAGCAGAUGCUCUAUAAGGCAACACUUAACACCCGGGCAAACCAGGACCUUGCCAUCUUGUAUGAGGUUCGUGACAGCAACAGACGAGCACAUAAGAUACAAGGAGAACUGAGGAACCUCAAGUCCAAAGUAUUCAGCCUGGAGAACGAACUUAGACUCUGCUGAUGUUUACUUUUUAGGACUGGCACAUAUCUGGAGUAGGUCUUCUUCCUGAAAUGUGAGGAGAAGGUCACCCUCUCCCAGAAACUGUAGGCACAGAGUUGUCUAGAGUAGUGGUAUCCAUUGUUACAAAGGUAAGGUGAAGAUCAGCUUUUUUUGCAUCCUAAGCUUUAUGAUUUUUGCUGUCCUGUUAACCUUUUCUGUGUGUGUGGUUUGUUUUUUGCGGGGGUGGGGCUGGGGGUGUGAUUUGAUCUGGAUUAUACUCUGAAUUACUUACAGACUUUCCCACAUUAUUUCUCCCAUUUAUAAUGACAGGGUUUUGGGGUUUUUGUUUUUGUUUUUUUUUAAGAAGGCAAUGACAAAAAAGAGCAUUUUUGCCGUGAGCUUGGCUGAGUGUUCGUGGGAGGAACGCCUACCCCAGGAGAUAAAGGCGCCGGUCUCAGUUUGACUUUCUCCCGGGCAGAGGGCAAAGGCUGCAGAUCACAGCCUGUCACAGGCCGCAGUUCUGUCGUCCCUGAGCUGUAGAGCCCGAGUUCCUUUCUGGACACCCAAUCUCAGGAAGUUCCACCAGAGGGCACCAGAGGCCCUACUCUUAAGCAAAAUGUUUGUCUAGGAAAGGAAAGGUGCCACUUCGGUAAGCAUGAGCGAAACUUCAAUGAGCCUUGUAUGAAAUUUUCAGUAUUUUACCAGUACUGUGGUUUUUUAAAAAUAAUGUAUAUAUUUUAAUUUAACCAUUUUUCAAUAAAAUAUAUAACUGAA
This is a messenger RNA of Mesoplodon densirostris (Blainville's beaked whale), 2310 nucleotides long. RefSeq names its product coiled-coil domain containing 77 (gene CCDC77). The coding region runs from base 79 to 1557 and encodes 492 amino acids. NCBI's taxonomy places the organism in Eukaryota, Metazoa, Chordata, Mammalia, Artiodactyla, Ziphiidae. The transcript has 12 exons. Gene Ontology annotation, cellular component: centrosome. The record is from RefSeq and is a predicted model, not a curated record.